AUGGGGCCCUCUCCGUCGCCGCCGCAGCCGCCACCGCCGCUUCCGGCGACCGGCCGCCUCCUCGUGCUCUACGCGUCGCAGACCGGCAACGCCAUGGACGCCGCCGAACGUGUUGGGCGCGAGGCCGAGCGCGGUGGCUGCCCGGCCGUCGACGUCCUCUCCAUGGACAGCUUUGACCCCAGUUGCUUGCCGGGCGAAAUGUCCGUGGUGUUCGUCGUGUCCACCACGGGGCAGGGCGAUCCCCCGGAUUCCAUGAAGGGGUUUUGGAGAUACCUUCUUAAGAAGGACCUUGGUGCCAGGUGGCUGGAAGGGCUCCGUUUUGCCGUAUUUGGGCUCGGCGAUUCGGGCUACCAGAAGUACAAUUUACCUGCAAAGAAGAUCGAUAGAAGGCUUUUACAACUUGGUGCAGAAAUAAUCAUAGAGAUAGGCUUGGGAGAUGACCAACACCCUUCAGGAUAUGAAGGAGCUCUAGAUCCUUGGUUGCUGUCUUUGUGGGAAUCGCUGAAUAAAGCAAAUCCGUCACUUCUACCAAGAAUAACUGAUAUCAUUAAUCCUAAUUUGAAUUAUUUGGGGGAUUCAAAGAUCGAAGUCAUAUAUUACUCUUGCAAUGAUACCCCUCCAGAUUCCAUUGUUUCAGAUUCUGUCAUUUUUUCAUCAGACUCCAAGAAAUUAAUCAAGAGAGCACGCUUAAUGUCCCCUGCUCUGAAGUUCCAUAGUGAUGGAGAGCCACAAUACAUGUUAAAGAUGGUAACAAAUCAGCGUUUGACUAAGGAGGAUUAUGAGAAAGAUGUGCGCCACUUUGAAUUGGAAGAUCCAUCUUCAGGGAUCAGCUAUCAAGUUGGCGAUGCGUUAGAAAUUCUACCAAGUCAGAAUCCAUCAGCUGUUAAUGCUUUCAUUGAACGCUGUAACUUGGAUCCAGAUUGUUACAUAACGAUUAGAGCAAAGGGAGGGGAUGAAGUUCCCAACGGUUCACUUCUGAAUGGCUCGAUGGGUCGCAUCAAGUUAAGCACCUUUGUUGCUUUGACAAUGGAUGUUGCAUCAGCUUCCCCUCGUCGGUAUUUCUUUGAGAUCAUGAGCCAUUUUGCAACAGCUGAACAUGAAAAGGAAAGGCUUCAGUAUUUUGCUUCUCCUGAAGGUAGAGAUGACCUCUACCAGUACAAUCAAAAGGAGAGUCGGACUGUUCUAGAAGUACUGGAGGAUUUUCCCUCGGUGCACAUGCCUUUUGAAUGGCUGGUGCAACUAACUCCUCCAUUGAAGAAACGGGCCUUUUCCAUAUCAUCAUCGCCAUUAGUACAUCCAAAUCAGAUACACUUGACUGUUAGUAUUGUAUCAUGGCUUACUCCUUUCAAGAGGACAAGGCAGGGUCUCUGCUCCACAUGGCUGGCAGGUCUCAGUCCAAAUGAAGAAAAUCUUAUACCAUGUUGGGUACACAAAGGAUCCCUGCCUCCUCCCAAGCCAUCGAUUCCUCUUGUACUUAUUGGACCAGGAACAGGAUGUGCACCAUUUCGAGCAUUUGUGGAGGAAAGGGCUGCACAGAGUGCGAGAGAAUCAACAGCUCCCAUUCUGUUCUUUUUUGGCUGUAGAAAUGAAGACAACGAUUUUCUGUACAAGGACUUCUGGUUGAAGCAUGCCCAGGACAAGGGAGUGCUGUCCCUGAAAGAGGGCGGUGGUUUCUUUGUUGCCUUUUCCAGGGAUCAGCCUCAAAAGGUCUAUGUACAACAUAAGAUAAAGGAGCAGAGUGCAAGAGUGUGGAACAUAUUAUGCUCUGGGGCUGCAAUAUACGUUGCAGGGUCUUCUACCAAAAUGCCUGCUGAUGUUACAGCUGCACUAGAAGAAGUUAUCCGCCAAAAAGGUGGUGAGGCUGCUUCAGGAUGGCUCAGGAAACUGGAAAGGGCUGGUAAAUUUAACAUUGAAACGUGGUCGUGA
Molecule: messenger RNA, 1926 nt
Organism: Triticum turgidum subsp. durum (durum wheat)
Lineage: Eukaryota; Viridiplantae; Streptophyta; Magnoliopsida; Poales; Poaceae
Source: the annotation of a GenBank genome assembly